Messenger RNA from Peronospora matthiolae, 633 nucleotides. The record is from the annotation of a GenBank genome assembly. Lineage: Eukaryota; Oomycota; Peronosporomycetes; Peronosporales; Peronosporaceae.
AUGGAUUUCGUCUUCGGGUUACCCAAAGACGCACGCGGGAACACGGGUAUUCUCGUAUUUGUUGACAGAUUCAGCAAAAUGGUACACCUUGUGGCUGUACCAGAGACAAUCACGGCAAGUGGCUGUGCUUGUGUCUUUAUUGACACCAUCUUCCGACUUCAUGGGUUGCCCCGUGAACUCGUGUCAGACAGAGAUCCACGAUUCACUGCUGAUUUCUGGCGUUCCGUGUUCAAAUCACUCGGAACGCGCUUGAAGAUGUCGACAUCUGAUCAUCCAGAGUCAGAUGGUCAGACGGAACGUGCCAAUCGUGUCCUUGAAGAGAUACUUCGAGGAUACGUACACUCCUUUAAGAGUUGGAGUGAGUUUUUGCCUAUGGUAGAGUUUGCCAUCAACAACUCGGUGCAUGCGUCCACGACACAUACACCGUUUUACGUGAAUGGCUUGCGCCAUCCGCGUGUACCCACCUUACUAGAGUGUAACUCUGGUUUAAGGGGGGGAGGGACUCGCGCGAGCAAAAACCGAUUUGGUUCACGCUCAUCACGCUCUGACGAAGAAGUCAUUGCGUUUGAUGCCGAUAUCGAUAACAUCGAUAUCGAAGAAGAUGAUGCCAGUGAGAGUGCGGGCCCUCACUGA